Brassicogethes aeneus is the source of this 1130-nucleotide messenger RNA. NCBI's taxonomy places the organism in Eukaryota, Metazoa, Arthropoda, Insecta, Coleoptera, Nitidulidae. The record is from the annotation of a GenBank genome assembly.
GCUCACAAGUAAGGGUAAAAGCUAACAAGUGCUCCCUGAGUUUACAUAUUUACAGUGACAUAUCGUAUAUAGUAACUUUAUAAAGUUUUCGUGAAUAAUUGUUGAAAAAAAAAUUUAAAGUGAUUGGGUUUUUGUAUAGUGCUUUAAAGGAUUUAGAGAUUAGAGGAUCUAAGAAAAUGAAAACAGAAGAAAAAAAUAACAUGCCUAAAGUCCGCGUAGCAGUCAUAGGGAAGUCCAACGUAGGCAAAUCAGCUUUGACGGUUAGAUAUCUAACAAGAAGAUAUAUAGGAGAAUAUAGAAGUAAUAUAGAUUUGCUGUAUCGUCAGACCCUGACAGUAAACAACGCAUCUUUGGACGUGGAAAUCGUAGAUGUGUGCAGCUGCGACAUGCAGAUGUUUCCCGAGGAGGCCAUUCAUUGGGCCGAUGCCUGCGUGAUCGUGUACGACAUAACCUGCAGGACCUCGUUUAAUCAGGCCAGCGACAUGUUGCAACGCGUGUUGCAACUCAGAACGCAGAUUCCGACGGUGUUGUUAGGGAACAAGGCAGAUCUCGAGCAUCUCAGACAGAUCGAUGAAGUAGAAGGACGCUCCCUAGCUGCGAAACACAACCUCCAAUUCUACGAAGUCUCCGUGGCCGAAAACACCACGCAAAUUUACACGGCGUUCGAUUUGAUAUUGAACAUGUGCAGGACCAACCACGCCGCGCAGAAAACCAGAAAAUUCUCCGUUUCGAAAAUGAUCGGAACGCUCAUCGGCAACACCAACAGCAAAGUUAUACAGAACUCUAAUCAGGGCGGCACGGUGGUCGUGUGCCACAAAAGCGAUCUCUACAAAUCCAGAGUCCUCAGAAGAAGGCAGAACUUCACGGCCACUGCGUCCCUGUGACUAUCGGGGAAGGAAGAGCAGGAUGCUCGUUAAUUUUGAUGAUUCUUGGAAAUUUUGACGACCGUCAAAAGAAUGUUUCUCAGUUCUAUGAGAAGUUGGAGAUAUUAUGAGAGUUUAUUCGAUCUCUAUUUAUGCGCAAAAUAUCUUAUAAGAUACGAGAUACAUCACUUGAUUUGUUUUAGAAUCCCUUUAAUAUUUUGCAAUAAGCAGCAUGAUUGUUGUAUUAGCCUAUAGAUAGUAAUUUUU